Messenger RNA from Sus scrofa (pig), 1049 nucleotides. RefSeq names its product hibernation-associated plasma protein HP-27. Gene Ontology annotation, molecular function: protein binding. The record is from RefSeq and is a predicted model, not a curated record. NCBI's taxonomy places the organism in Eukaryota, Metazoa, Chordata, Mammalia, Artiodactyla, Suidae.
CCGCCAGAGGUCUGUGGAGACAAGGACCCCAGUUUGAAUGUCGGUUGCCCUGAAUUCUCUCUGGUUAAAAAUUAACGAGCCCAUUAACCCCAGGAGAGAUAAGAAAUCAAACAUUUAUUGAAAUCAAUUGAUUUAAUCAGCUCCCCUGAACCUUUCUAAAUGAAGCUCAUGAAACUGGAUCAGGGACAUUAAGACAUUGUAUAUGGUUGUUCAAGCUUCUUUCCACAAGUCAGGAUGCCUGGGGAAGUAAGAGGAAAUUUCUUCAUGGGAAUCACAGGGGUCUGGAUUUUGGCCAUGUCCAUGCUCGUGGCUGUGGUGUCCUCUGGAGACCAAGAAAAUCCUGGGCAUUGUGACCUUUCAGGACCUCCAGGGCCUCCUGGUCCCCCAGGUUAUCCUGGGUAUCCUGGCAUGACAGGAGCCCCUGGUGUACCAGGACCACCCGGGCUGAACGGGAUACCUGGAGAUAUUAAGAACUGUCCACCCAGACAAAUGUCAGCCUUCGCUGUCAAGCUAACCGAGCCGUUCCCAGCCCCCUCCCAGCCCAUCGUCUUCAACGAAACCCUGCACAACCAUCAGGGCCACUUCAAUCUCACCACGGGGGUGUUUACCUGCGUCAUCCGGGGACUCUACCACUUUGGAUAUCACGUGGAGACGUUCCAGCGAGCUGCCAGCGUGGGGCUCAUGAGGAAUGGAACUCAAGUCAGCCAGGGAGAAGCCGAGGCUGAGGGAGGUUACGGCCACCUCUCAGGAACUGCUCUCUUAGAGCUGGGGCAGGGCGACAAGGUCUGGCUGGAGUCCAAGCGGAGCCAAGCAGAACUUGAAGAAGGAACGAUUCAAACUGUGUUUUGGGGGUUUUGCUUCACGCCAAACUGCCCCCUUCCUCGAGAGGGUCUAACUUCGAGGACACAAUAUUCCUCUCUGGUACACUUUAAAAAAAAAAAAAAAAAAAAAAAAAGAUCGUUCCACAUAAAUGAAAUGUGAGGCUGAACAAUUGAUUUUAAAGAUGAUCUCUGAAAUUAGUAAAUGAAUGUCCAUCAGGUGGUCCACUA